Molecule: messenger RNA, 664 nt
Organism: Hevea brasiliensis (rubber tree)
Lineage: Eukaryota; Viridiplantae; Streptophyta; Magnoliopsida; Malpighiales; Euphorbiaceae
Product: glutaredoxin-C9
Exons: 1
Coding region: 110-556 (148 amino acids)
Source: RefSeq, a predicted model, not a curated record
AUCCCCUCAUUUCCCAAACCACACACACAAACUAGCCUUUUCCCAUUUCAAAUCUCUCUCUCUCUCCCUCUGUUUUUUCAUUGAUCUGUUCAUCUCCAGCUAAGCAAAGAUGCAACAAGCAAUCCCUUACAAGUCUUGGGUGCCCUUAUACACCAACACCAACAAUCCUCUAGCCAACACCUCUACUAAUAAUCUUGUUGAUACUAAACAAGUCUUAAAAGGGUCUAAAAAUAUGGCCACUAUGGUUCAAGAGAAUGCGAUUAUAGUGUUUGCUAGGCGUGGGUGCUGCAUGAGCCAUGUAGUGAAGCGGUUGCUAUUAGGUCUUGGGGUCAACCCACCAAUCUGUGAGAUUGAUGAGGAAGAUGAGAUUAGUGUUUUGCAAGAAUUGGAGAUGAUUGUUAAUAAAGUUGGAAGUGGAAAUAAUAAUAAAAGAGUGCAGCUUCCUGGCGUUUUUAUUGGUGGUAGGUUGUUUGGAGGAUUGGAUAGGCUUAUGGCUACCCAUAUUUCAGGAGAAUUAGUGCCUAUAUUGAAAGAAGCUGGAGCCUUGUGGCUUUGAAUUUGAUUGCUGCAGUUUUGGUCUCACCUGACUUUUUUCCCCCUUUUGUUUUCUGAUUGCUGCAUUCUAGUUCACAAGAAAUGGAGGAUUAUUAUUUUUUUUUUUUAA